This is a messenger RNA of Hevea brasiliensis (rubber tree), 2105 nucleotides long. RefSeq names its product protein Ycf2-like. NCBI's taxonomy places the organism in Eukaryota, Viridiplantae, Streptophyta, Magnoliopsida, Malpighiales, Euphorbiaceae. The record is from RefSeq and is a predicted model, not a curated record. The transcript has a single exon. The coding region runs from base 737 to 1576 and encodes 279 amino acids.
CUAAGCAAAAAGACUUGUCGAAAAUUGCCGGUUGGGUUAGGCCAACCAAGAAAGGCAUGGGAAAAAGAUGCACAAACAAAAGCAUGGGAAAAAGAUGCACAAACAAAUGUGGGAAAAAGCAGUCGCGAGAGCUUCCACGGUAGGCGCGUGUCGCAGACCAAUCGGCCGCUAUAUGCUGUCACCAUACCGACUAGGACUCUGACUCGGACGGUGGAGGAAGCUGGUAGCAUUAGGGGAAGCGCUUAUCAGCACCCUAUCACUUUUAGAACACGAUUCACACACAGAGACCACGAUGCACAAUUAGCUGCUGGUAAACAGUCCCAUGCCAGCUAUCACACAUCUCACUUUACGCAGUUUUUUUGCAGAGCCAGAAAAUGCGCGAAGAAAGGCAGAUCCACCGGUUGAGGUCCCGUACUAGAUCAACGGUUUUCUUCUCUUACGAUAUUUUCAUUUCGAAUUAAGAUGAACUGAUCACUCCUAAAUGCAAGCGUGAUCCAAUAGAUGCGCUCGGACCAGAUCUAAGGCCCAAGUAGCCCCCAGUUCAUUCAGUUCCUCGAUCGCUCUUCUUGCGCGCGCAUGCGAUUACGCCUUUCUUUCAAGUAAAGCACCCAUUUGCUCCUCAAGCUUGAGAUCGGUUCUUAGUCGAUCAGGUUACCAGCUUUGCAAGCGGAGACACUACUGUCUAGGCUCUUCUUUCGCUAUCUCCGAACACUACUGGGGCCACGCCUUUCACGUUAUGCUUAACACAUGCUUUUUCGCUAAGAAGGCAGUUCCCUUGGGGGAAGAAGGAGUGGAAGUUCUUCCAAUGUCCGAAGAAAUGAUUCAUCGAAAUAAUGAGCCACCAUUGAUAUCGACACAUCUGAGAUCGCCAAAUGUUCGGGAGUUCCUCUAUUCAAUCCUUUUCCUUCUUCUUGUUGCUGGAUAUCUCGUUCGUACACAUCUUUUCUUUGUUUCCCGAGCCUAUAGUGAGUUACAGACAGAGUUCGAAAAGGUCAAAUCUUUGAUGAUUCCAUCAUACAUGAUUGAGUUGCGAAAACUUCUGGAUAGGUAUCCUACAUCUGAACUGAAUUCUUUCUGGUUAAAGAAUCUCUUUCUAGUUGCUCUGGAACAAUUAGGAGAUUUUCUAGAAGAAAUGCGGGGUUCUGCUUCUGGCGGCAACAUGCUAUGGGGUGGUGGUCCCGCUUAUGGGGUUAAAUCAAUACGUUCUAAGAAGAAAUUUUUUAAUAUCAAUCUCAUCGAUCUCAUAAGUAUCAUACCAAAUCCCAUCAAUCGAAUCACUUUUUCGAGAAAUACGAGACAUCUAAGUCAUACAAGUAAAGAGAUUUAUUCAUUGAUAAGAAAAAGAAAAAACGUGAACGGUGAUUGGAUUGAUGAUAAAAUAGAAUCCUUGGUCGCGAACAGUGAUUCGAUUGAUGAUAAAGAAAGAGAAUUCUUGGUUCAGUUCUCCACCUUAACGACAGAAAAAAGGAUUGAUCAAAUUCUAUUGAGUCUGAUCAAUUCUCAUUCCUGUACUUCAAAGCUAGAGCGCUUCUUUCGAUUGAAAGGAUUCCUUUUUUUUGAUUACCAAAGAGGGUAGGGGCCAAUGAUGAGUGGGACUUGGGGACUACGAGAGGGACAGUAGCGAGCGGGCAGCAGGCUAACUACAAUCUUAAUCACGCCUACAACACUUCCUUUUUAGAUCGUGAACUCUGGCGAGGACAAUUUUCCGUGUUAAUUUAAAAUAUAAGGAUAUUUAUAUCGAAUCACUCGUUCGAGAAAAGAGGGUUUUAUCACCUUCGGUGCCUCGACGUACUGAUGCGAACAUAUGGGGUUGAACCAGGCGGUAAAUGGGACAGGGCUUCUUCCGGGCGUAAGAUAAGGUUCUCUGAGACCUCAUUUCCUAGCCGAAUAAACCUCACCGAGCGGAGAAGUCAUGAAGAAGUUAAGCAUUAGGCCAAUAAGCCUAGUCCUGCUUGUACACCUGGUCUUCCAUUUUCGUCCGAUCUCUUUCUUUCUCCAACAACUACUGUACUAUAUUAUACUACAAUUGUUGCCUCGCUUCAUGCGGUUCAACCAGAAUUCACAUCUUUCUUAUCAGACCGCUUAAGAUCCGUUAGUGCGCCACC